AUGGAGCAUCAAGAUAUAUUGUCAUCAUCAUCUCAUCAUAUAGAUGCAGCAACUGUUUUUCCUCUAGGUGCAGCUCUUCUUAUUGUCGUAAUAUUCUGCAUAAGUGGUGUCUUGUCUUGCUAUUGUCACUGGGGAAAACCUGGUUCGGCUUCCAGCAAUGCUGAUCUUGAGGCAAACACACCCAACAAAGGUACCUCUACGUACCCAAGUUUGAAGAUAGACCAGAGGGAAAGUUUACCAGUGCUAAUGCCAGGGGAUAACAUACCGAGGUUCAUUGCAAUGCCAUGUCCAUGUCAACCACCGCACGCAUUAAAAACAGACGCAAUACAUAUCGUGGAAAUAGACGUGAAGCUGUCGGUUGCUCCAACAGUCAUGUGAAUAGUCAUAUGAUUAACUAGAU
Molecule: messenger RNA, 400 nt
Organism: Papaver somniferum (opium poppy)
Lineage: Eukaryota; Viridiplantae; Streptophyta; Magnoliopsida; Ranunculales; Papaveraceae
Exons: 2
Coding region: 1-378 (125 amino acids)
Source: RefSeq, a predicted model, not a curated record